AGUAAUCUGCACCAUUCGUAUGAUCCGGAGUUACCGCAAAACGGAAUUUUUCGAAGUUGAGCUUCGAACAGAGCGUUCACGGUUGGCGAUCGAAAGGGUUACCAAAGUCUUCUCUUUUCAGUUUCCUUUACAUCUUCAAAUAACCAACUACCUGCUUGGAAAGAAACUUGCUUGCAAAUGGAAAAUGAUCAAAAAGAGGUGCUGUACGAUUAUCUUCGGCCCCUGAUUAAUAGCUAUCCUCCCCAGGUGAUGAACCAUAUUCUUUUAUCGUUAUCCAGGGAGUAUUUUGACAUUGCACAUAAUAAUAUUCACCAUGCCAUCAGAGAUGAAGCUGGUUUAAAAUCAUACUUCAAAUUAAUUUAUAUGGCAAUAAAUUGCUUGACCGCAAUAUUAAAUACGUCCAAGAACUUAUCACCAAAUCUUGAAGCCUCCAUUUACUUGAAAUUAUCUCAAAUUUAUUUUAAUGAGACUGAAAAUUACGAUAUUGCAGAAAAUUAUGUCAACAAAGCUAUUACAAUAUCCUCAAGAGUAAACAAUUUGAACUUGAAGUAUAUUAGUGAGUACCUAGCGAGCAAUGUCAUUAGUAUUAAUAAUCCCAAAGUUGCUAUCAAAUACAUAAAUUCAAAGAUGAGAGACUUGAAAAUACUAAAGGAAACCCAGUGGCUUAAGGUGUUUGAGUUUUAUAAGAUAAAUUUGUUAUUGAAUUUGGAUCCUAAGUUUGGGUUAAAUUUGCUAAGGAAAUUCAACGAAUCUAACAAUGAAAUUUAUGAUAAAAACUUGCGACAAUUAAGUAUACUAUUUGAGAUCAAUUUAAAUAUUUAUCGAGGAUCUCCCAAGAUGGCAAUGAUUUUAAUGAGAGACUAUUUUAUAAAACAAUUGGAUAACAAAAAUAAAACUGAACUAGAAUUGUGUGAGAUACCCCAAUUGCACUCGGUUUAUAUUCUAAAUGAGAUUAAUCUUGCUUUAGUGCAGUACCAAUUUCGACAAGGCAAGAAAUCAAUUCGGAAACUAAGUGAGUUUAUAACUGAUCAAAGACAAAAUAAUUGGAACAAUUGGAACCCCGAUGGGUCUUUUAAAAUGCUUUGCCAAAUUAAUAACCAUCAUGCUUCGGUUCCAUUUAAGAUCAACUGGCUAACAUUAGACGAGUUAUAUAUAAUCAAUAAACUAUUUGCUGGAUUGAUGUAUUUAUCCAAGUAUUUUGAAAAGAAUAAAGCAAUGUUAUACUUUAAAAGUGCUCUAAUAGCAUGCCAAAAACAAAUCAAAAAAUUCAUCAGUAUUGGAUUGAAUGACGAGGUUCAUUUACAAAAUGAUACCAAGAAUACUGGUGGUGAAAUUAAACAAUAUUAUGGAGACUAUAUUGGAGAUAAUUCCGGGGAUUUAAACGUAUUUAAUUUAAAACUCAUUCGGUUGAAUUUUAUAAAAUUUCAAAUCAAAUUCUAUCUUAUUUAUUAUGAGUAUAUGGUGAACGAAAAUUUAAAGUCCUUUGACGAACUUAAAUUGAAAAUCAAUGAAUUGAUUAAUGAAUUGAAUAAGCUAACCAUAUUUGAAAGAAAUCAUUAUAAAAACUUUUAUAAAAAAUUCUAUUUUAUCUUGGCUUUGAUUCUACAAAACGAAGGUGACUUGAGAUUGGCCAAAUCCUUAUACUUAAAAGUGCGAGAAUUACUAAGUGAUAAUAACGAUAACAAUACCAAAAACGACACCAUUGAGAGUUAUCAAUUAAAUUUCUUUUCUUUUGUAAAUAAUUUGGGUGGAGAAAGAAUUGAAGGUAAGGAAAACCAUUCUCAAUUGUACAUCUUCAGCACAUUUAAUUUGAUCUUAAUUGUGGAAAAUAACUUGAAUUUUCUCAAAGACCUGAGCAAUAACAGUAUUGAAAUUGAAAGAUUGACAAAUGAAAGAAAUACCUAUUUACAAGAAAUAAAUACCUAUUUUGAAGAAGAAAAUAAAGAAGAAAUCGAUAAAAUUACAAAUAAUCACAAGAUUCAAACUAAUGAGGACUUUAUAAAAAGCGACUUUUUGCUAAAUGAAACCAAAAAAUUGUUUAACAUCUUGUUCAACGAUAUUUCUCAGGAAGAUAGCAAUACUAUUCUCAGCAACAUUAUCCAAGAGUCCAACUACUUUCAAAACAUCUCACCCGAGUUAUACUCCAUUGCAGUGCUCAUGGUCAGCGAGCAGUUUCUAGACUCGUUGACCAAAUGCAGAUUUCUCCUUCAAUGCAUCCACUUCUCCACCAUCUCUCGCAACAAGGUCUUGAACUACCUCAGCAGCCUCUACCUCUACCACAACUAUUACAAAAAUGGCGCUGUCUACGAGGCAAAUCUCCAGUACGAGAAAUGCGUGGCAAUCCAGCAGGAAAUUACCACCCUCUUCGGCAACCAGUAGGGCUGCGAUAACAUGCAUGUUUCUGUAGUAUAUGCGGCCAAUGCUUCCUGUGCAUUAGCACCCUGCUGCUGGCCAUGGCGCAAUAGCACGCGCUGUUUUCCCACACCGGGAGUCGAACCGACCGCCCACCCUGCUGAAAGAAUGCUGAUAACGGCCGCAGUGCCGUGCAUGAU
Messenger RNA from Ascoidea rubescens DSM 1968, 2552 nucleotides. RefSeq names its product cohesin-loading factor complex subunit SCC4 (gene SCC4). NCBI's taxonomy places the organism in Eukaryota, Fungi, Ascomycota, Saccharomycetes, Ascoideales, Ascoideaceae. Bases 178 to 2379 code for a protein of 733 amino acids. Gene Ontology annotation, molecular function: double-stranded DNA binding. The record is from RefSeq and is a predicted model, not a curated record. Gene Ontology annotation, cellular component: SMC loading complex; chromatin. Gene Ontology annotation, biological process: mitotic sister chromatid cohesion; maintenance of mitotic sister chromatid cohesion. The transcript has a single exon.